Messenger RNA from Meleagris gallopavo (turkey), 922 nucleotides. RefSeq names its product glutaredoxin and cysteine rich domain containing 1 (gene GRXCR1). NCBI's taxonomy places the organism in Eukaryota, Metazoa, Chordata, Aves, Galliformes, Phasianidae. Gene Ontology annotation, cellular component: kinocilium; stereocilium. Gene Ontology annotation, biological process: inner ear receptor cell stereocilium organization; sensory perception of sound. The record is from RefSeq and is a predicted model, not a curated record.
AUGUUUAAGGGUGAGGUGAAGGCAGAAAAUGAGAGGCUGUCAAGGAAAGUGCGGUUCCGUGUGGCAUCCUCACACAGUGGCCGGGUGCUGAAGGAGGUCUAUGCUGAUGGGGAGGCCACCGACUCACUGGACUCUGAAUACACCAGCAGCUCAGAGACUGACCAGACCAGCCGGCUGAGCGAGGUAGAGGGCCAGCAGAAUGGGCAUGGUGGCUCUGAGUGCGAUGAAAAUGAAAAUGAGCAGGAUGACUUACUCAUUUUAGUCCGAGCCACGAAAGAGAAGGGUUUUGGUACAAAGCGAGUCAACAUUCUCAGCAAAAAUGGCACAGUCAGAGGUGUCAAGCACAAAGUCAGUGCUGGUCAAGCCCUCUUUGACAACUUGUCAAAAAUAUUUCAGCAGGUGUCUACAGUGCCAGAAUUUGGCCGCAUAGUAAUUUAUACCACCAGCCUUCGUGUGGUGAGAACCACUUUUGAAAGAUGUGAACUGGUUAGAAAGAUAUUUCAAAACCACAGAGUUAAAUUUGAAGAAAAAAAUAUUGCUCUGAACAGCGAUUAUGGAAAAGAACUUGAUGAGAGAUGCAGGAGGGUGUGUGAAGCCCCAUCCCUCCCUGUUGUGUUUAUUGAUGGCCAUUACCUUGGGGGUGCUGAGAAAAUUAUGCUAAUGAAUGAAUCUGGGGAACUGCAGGAUCUCUUAACCAAAAUUGAGAGAGUCCAGCAUCCUCAUGAGUGCCUCUCAUGUGGGGGCUUCGGUUUCCUUCCCUGCUCAGUGUGCCAUGGGAGCAAGAUGUCUGUGUUUCGAAACUGCUUUACGGACUCAUUCAAAGCCCUCAAGUGCACAGCUUGCAAUGAGAAUGGGCUACAGCGCUGCAGAAGCUGUGCAGGUUAAAAAGGGCAUCUCCACAUGUGCAACUCAAUUUUAUUGU